Messenger RNA from Pomacea canaliculata, 2390 nucleotides. Its product is annotated as baculoviral IAP repeat-containing protein 3-like. Bases 679 to 1299 code for a protein of 206 amino acids. The record is from RefSeq and is a predicted model, not a curated record. NCBI's taxonomy places the organism in Eukaryota, Metazoa, Mollusca, Gastropoda, Architaenioglossa, Ampullariidae. The transcript is spliced from 7 exons.
UGGUUGGGGGCUCAGCCACAGAGAGACCAGCACGAGUGCAGCAUCCGCUACAAAAGUCACAUGGUAUGCUGGCUGUUCUAUCUUUAGACCACACCCAAGCGCCCGACUCAGUCUGUUGCCGGCGCUGCACCACCUCACAUCACCUCUAUUUUUGGCACCGCUCCAGAAACACAGGUUACCUCGGGAAAGUCACAGGAAACAGGUCACGGCAAAAUGUCUUCACACAUUCAGCUACGACAUAAGUCGAGAUGUCACAUUCAAACCUGUGUCACGUGUCAUGAGCGAGAGCCCAUCGUCCUCUUCUUCCCAUGUGGUCACGUGAUCACGUGCUCGCCGUGCUCGGAGACCAUGGUCAGCUGUGCCUCGUGUGGGAGGAGGAUUCUGGGCUCGUGUGUCCUCGCUCCACCAAGUCCCUCGUGCAGGACAAGCAGGGUGUGAAGGCAGCGUGACGACAUCGUCACGUGGGAGGCUUCAUGUACAGCCAGACGUCCUGCCGCCUAUACCUUGUGUAGACGGAGAGUAUUGACGAGGGACAAUUGUUACCAUGCAUGUCAUCUCUUGAUACUAAAACCAGCACCGACAACCUUUACAGGAGAUUUUAGUUCCGUGGACGCAGUCCCGCCCCCUGCAAGCUGCUGUGUCAUCUGAUUGGCUGACCGGAGGCGGGGCCAACACCAGAUGGAGGCUUCAUUGCCAGAUCGCCUUCGAGGACAGAGUGGUCUGUGUGCUUGCAGAGCCGGACUGCCGCUGGCAGACGACGCAGCGAGAUCCAAAAUGGCGCAGCCCCGUAGGGCUUCAGGUGUUUCUCUCCUCGACUCUCAUUGGCGAGAGAUAACAAAGGCGCUCUAUGAGGAGGACGUCGAUGACUUUGUGAGAGGGUUUUACCCCGACUCACCCACACGCCUACAACUGCUGGCUGAGAGCCACAGACACAAGGCUAUAUUUGUCAGCGGAAAUCUUGGCAAAACCCUAACAGAUAGUUUCCAUGAUCUCUCUAACCCUCUAAUGACUCUGAGUGGAAGAAAACUCAGCUUUUCGCAGGACUGGAGAGGCCCCCAUCCUCUAGAAAUGGCGCUAGCAGGGUUCUUCUACACCAGCACAGGCCAGGUGGAGUGCUGCAACUGUGGACUGCAGGUGAGGGAUGCCAGUGAACCCAGGACGUGUCCAUGGAGAGUUCACAUGGAGCUUGCACCCCGCUGCGUGCACCUGGCACGGUACAAUGCUCAGGGACCCUCCUACAAGAGAAGUAAACUAAUCAGAGUGAAUUCUACGUCAGCCUUUCUUGACCUUCUGAGAUAGUCUCAGGUCCAGGAGACCUCAACAUUUAGUCGCAGUUUGACUGAUGUGUGUGGGUGUGACCGAGGUGUGAGCUACAGUUUGUCCAGCCUUCAGACAGAUCGGAACUCCUUUUGUCGGAGACUGAGGAGUAGGGGUGAGUGUAUACAAGUGCAGGAACCAUGACACCCAUUGACUUACAUCUUUGUGUGGUCCAUGAUCUUCUCAUCAGGCAGCACCCAUUCCCAGCAUCUGGUCCAACUUACAUCAGCGCUACGGUCGGUAGACGACUCGUGUUAGAAGCAUCUGCAAAAUUAUCUUUGGGAUUAGGAUUAGAAAGUGUGUAGUAACUGAACUAGGGAUUAGAGUAUGUAAAGAAAACACAGCUUGUAUGGAUGCCAUACUCAUACCUGAUACAUCUAUGUGGUACUAGGUGUUACUGGAAGGUUUUCUGUUGUUAAUGUCGUGUCAAAGUUUGUUGAAACGGCGUGUUUGUAAUAUGUUCUGUUGUAAUACAAGUAAUAUUAAUAAUUUUCUACUGUUAGAAUAUUAUUUUAAUUUAAUUGUCUAUAUUGCUUACAUUUAUUCAUGUUUUUUCGUUCAAAGUCCACUUUCGAAACUGUGAUUUUAGUUUAUAUUCUCCAGGAGUUUUGUCGCUCAGGAUUGAUCUUUUACCAAUAUUUUUAAAGACUAUCUAAAUGUAAUAAAUUAAUCAAAAAUAAAUAAAUUACUGUAUGCGCUUACGUAUGUGUUUUGGGAAUAAAUACACACAUCAGUAGCAGGGUGUGGCGGAUAGAAAGAGUAUUUUGGGCUAACAGCAAAGGAAAGGGUGUUAGACGGGUGUGCACCCUAAUCUGUUGUCUACUAAGACUACACUGUAGACUACACUGUAGACUAACUUGUAGACUAUACUCACGUGUUUGACCUGUUUUUUGCUGGUGCUUUACCUGCUAACAUCGGAUCUAGUCAUGGCACACCUCCGACAAUAUAUCCUUUGCUAGAAAAAACCGAUGUAAGAUUUACACAUCGAAUAUAGUCUCUUUCUCUCGCCUAGACAUGGGGAUUAUGAGUCCUGAUGUGAUAAUAAAAGGUGAUAAUAAAGGGCUAUCUUUCAA